Molecule: messenger RNA, 646 nt
Organism: Cyclopterus lumpus (lumpfish)
Lineage: Eukaryota; Metazoa; Chordata; Actinopteri; Perciformes; Cyclopteridae
Product: C-C motif chemokine 4-like
Exons: 3
Coding region: 32-478 (148 amino acids)
Biological process (GO): neutrophil chemotaxis; cellular response to type II interferon; positive regulation of GTPase activity
Cellular component (GO): extracellular region
Molecular function (GO): CCR chemokine receptor binding; chemokine activity
Source: RefSeq, a predicted model, not a curated record
GGUACUGCACUCACAACAACAAAGCCAGAAGAUGAGAUUCAGCCUGGUGUUGGCCGCUCUUCUCUGCUUCACCACAUGGAUGGGCGUCGUCCAUGCAACCCAUGCACCGGUGUCCAGCUGUUGUCUCGGGUGGUCUAACACAAGAGUCCUACCGAAGCGUAUUGUGGGUUACACCUUUCAGACUGAAGGCGUCUGUUCAAUCACAGCCGUAGUGUUUCAGAGCAAGAGAGGAGUGAAGAUUUGCUCCGACCCUAACAGUGACUGGGCAAGAAAAGUCAUUCUGAAGGUGGACGAGGAGAAAAAAAGAAAAAUGGCCUUGCAAGUGAAGGCACAGAAUGAAGAAGGAUUAACAAGCGACGUCACACCAACAGUGUCCCUUCCAUUAACAACCAAACCACAGAAGAAAUGCAGAAAUGGAAGAAGACGCCAGAAGAAGAAGUCCAGGGGAGGGAGGAGGGGCCAGAAGAAAUGUGUGUGAGGAAUCACCAGACAAUUCGAAGUUGGACUUGUCCUGCUAUAUUCUAUGAAUAACAAAAAAACAACCUUUUUAUAUUAUUGUAUCUAUGAUUACAUUUGCUAUGUAUAUUUAAAUGUUAUCUUGUUGUCAUAAAUAUGUGUAUUUCAAAAGAGCAUAAAGCUUGACCUU